AUGCUGCCCAAAACUGUCGCCGUUUUCGCGGCCUUCCUGUCCAUGGGAGGUCUAGAUUUCGUCGCCGCGCAGGACGCCCCAGACGCGCAAGAAUUGAGACCCCAGUAUCUUCCCAAAGCGGCCAAGAGAGGCCUCAUUGAUGCCCUCACAGGCAACUCUGGCUCGCAGUCGCAGCAUCCUAACGAGGGCGCAUCGAGCGCCCAGGGCAAUUCUGGAUUUUUGGAUGGCAUCUUGGGUGGUGGAUCCAACACUCCCGAGCCAACGGCUUCUGUUCCGCCGACGGUUCUCUUGCCCUUGACACUUUCCGUCGAUCUCAAUGGUCAGACACACACCAUCACCGGUACGCCCUCCAGUACGGCAGCUGGUGCCUCGACGGUCACUACUUCAAUUUGGACCUCCGAGACGGCUGUCUCGAGUGCUCCCGCUUCGUCCGCUGCCAGCUCUGUUACCCCUACCGAAGAAACACCCGAAUCCGCUUCCCCGUCUCCUACAUCGUCUCCGGCCCCGUCCUCUCCCGAGCCAACGACAUCGAGCAGCCCUGCGCCCAGCUCGAGCGAUGACAAUGAUGGUGGCGUCCUUGCAGGCAUUCUGGGCGGUGAUUCGGGCGCCUCGUCUACCCCGGCUCCUAGCUCUUCGAGCACCUCCGACAACCAGAGUGGUGGCCUCCUCGAAGGUAUCUUGGGAGGUGAUUCGAGCUCUUCGUCCGCCCCAGCCACUUCGAGCGAAACUUCCGAGUCCCUGACCCCGUCUAGCUCUCCUGCGCCUAGCUCUUCGAGCACCUCCGACGACCAUGACGGUGGACUGCUUGAUGGUCUCCUUGGAGGUGGUUCGUCCCAGACGACCAGCUCUCCCGCGUCGAGCACCGCCAGCACCACCAAAGACAAUGACGGUGGACUGCUUGAUGGUCUCCUUGGAGGUGGUUCGUCCCAGACGGCCAGCUCUUCCGCGUCGAGCACCGCCAGCACCACCAAAGACAAUGACGGUGGACUGCUUGAUGGUCUCCUUGGAGGUGGUUCAUCCAAGACGACAAGCUCUCCUGCUUCCAGCACUCCGAGCGCCACCAAGGACAGCGAUGGUGGUUUACUUGAUGGUCUUUUGGGCGGGGAUUCGAAGACUACGACAAACUCUGCGUCGAGCACCGCCAGCACCAGCAAGGAGAAGGGUCUUCUUGGUGGUCUCCUGGGAGGGGAUGACUCCGGUACUACGCCCACCGCUAGCAACCCGGGCUCGCCAUCUUCUACUGCCGCCUCGAGCACCAACGAUGGUGGCCUGCUUGGUCUAGGAAACAUCCUUGGAGGAGAUGACAGCUCUGCCACGCCUACGGCCAGCAAGACCGGCGCAUCCAACUCGACCACGACCUCUUCUACGCCCACUAGCACCAAUGAUGGCGGUCUUCUCGGAUUAGGAAACAUCCUGGGAGGCGAUGACUCGGCCAGCACCAGUGCUACGCCCUCUAGCACUCCAAGUUCCAGCAAAGAAAAAGGGUUGCUUGGUGGUCUCCUGGGAGGUGAUGACUCCGGUACUACGCCCACCGCUAGCAACUCGGGCUCGCCAUCUUCUACUGUCGCUUCACCUGCUGCCUCGAGCACCAGCGAGGGUCUGGUUGACGGUCUUGUCGGCGGUCUGCUCGGAGAUGAUGACAAGCCAACCCCGUCAUCCAGUGGAUCCGCUUCUCCCUCCCCUACUAGCAAGGGUCUGGUCGAUGGCUUGGUUGGUGGCCUUCUUGGAGGUGAAUCGACCUCUAGCAAGCCCCUCAUUCGGCCCAGUGGAUCUGCUUCAUCGUUCAGAGUUGGCUCGCCCACUCCCACUCCCAGCGAAGGUCUUCUUGGCGGCCUUCUGGGUGGUCUGUUGGGUGAACCUUCUUCGUCUGGUCUGCAAUCCAUCUCCGUCAACGUCCCUACAUCGACACCUGCCUCCGCAACUUCAUCGGAGGGUCUUUUGGGCGGACUGUUGGGCUCCCUUCUGGGCCCCGAGUCUUCUACCAGCGCAACUUCCAGCGGCCUCUUCGGUACUUCGAAGUCUCCUUCCCCUACCGGUGAAGCUGCUCCUGGUAGCUCUGCCCACCCUACGCCUUCUACUGGUUUGUUCGGUUCCAGCAAGCCAUCGGUGGUAGCCACUAGCAAGGCAUCGCCUACUCCUACGCCAUCCAGCAGCCCGACUCCUACGUCCACUACUGAGCAGCAGACGACCUCGUCUACUACUCAGGCCGUCACCCACAAGCCUACCACGACGGAGGACAACGAUUGGGUUCCCUCAACUAUUCUGGUUGAGCCUCCGAGCACAACGCACGAGACUGAGACCCACCACACUGCCACUGCGACCAGCCAGCCUACUCAGCUUCCUGGAUCUAUUUCGCCUGCCGGUGGUGUGCCAGACAUCCCCGCCAACUCGUCCCUCAUCCAGAUCGGUUUCAACGGCAAGCUGCGCUACAGCUUUGUGGCAAGCACGACUCUGUCGUCAUCGCAGAUCUUCUUGUACAUCCCGCAGGGUCUGGGAUACGCUCUGGACGUGCUUGGUGAUGAGAUCUCGAUGUUUGCGAUCCAGCCCUAUGACAACUCUGCCAGCACGGGCUAUGUUGCGACUGUUGCCAUGGCUUACAUCCCUACGGACGCAAUUGAAGAGCUGCGUGACCAGCUGCACAACCCCGGAUCUCGUCUCUACCACCAACCCAGCCCGUCUGUCAACGCUCUGAUGUCGAUGAUCGACCCCACUAUCCCUCUGGUCGUUGGUGAGUCUGGCUCUUCGAGCAGCGGAAGCGGCUCGUCCAGUGGUGGUGGAUCGAACGGCAGCAACGACGACGAUGACGACUCCAACUCUACUGAUGACAACGCCGACGGCGGUGCCAGCGGCUCUUCGUCCACUCGCGCCAGCUCUGUCGGUAUUGGUGUUGGUGUUGUUGGUGGUGCUGCCGCCUAUGGUGCCGGUAUGUUCUGGGUGGCCCGUCGCUACCGCAAGAGACGUCAACUUCAUCAGCGCACCAACUCGAAUGUCGAGCAGCAGAGCGAGGGCCGCGGAGGCGGUUCUCUCUUUGCUACCGGUGGUCGUUUGUCUCCGCACAGUCUCAGGAGCAACCGGACCCAGAUGAUCAGUGCGCCUGUUAUGGCCGAGAACUCUCUGGGAUGGAACUAG
Messenger RNA from Aspergillus chevalieri, 3129 nucleotides. Its product is annotated as putative mucin family signaling protein Msb2. The coding region runs from base 1 to 3129 and encodes 1042 amino acids. Lineage: Eukaryota; Fungi; Ascomycota; Eurotiomycetes; Eurotiales; Aspergillaceae. The record is from RefSeq and is a predicted model, not a curated record. Gene Ontology annotation, molecular function: osmosensor activity. Gene Ontology annotation, biological process: hyperosmotic response; osmosensory signaling pathway via Sho1 osmosensor; fungal-type cell wall organization. Gene Ontology annotation, cellular component: extracellular region; cell surface; plasma membrane. The transcript has 3 exons.